This is a messenger RNA of Spirodela intermedia, 795 nucleotides long. Lineage: Eukaryota; Viridiplantae; Streptophyta; Magnoliopsida; Alismatales; Araceae. The record is from the annotation of a GenBank genome assembly.
AUGCGCCGGCCGUCUUCUCCGGCGCCGGCGACGGCCAUCCCUCGUCCGCUGUCCUCAACAGUGAGGGAGAGAGAAAAGCAGUCGAAGAGAAGCAAGAUGUAGAGGAGGAAGACGACGGAGGAGCGGUGCCGAUCAGGUGUAGAGGCGGCGGAAGAUGUCGUUCUGCACGACGAAGCCCCCUUGCGGGGUCGGGACCAACUGGAACAUCUGCAACGAGAGGGAGGAGAGACCGCCAUUAAUGGCGAUGGGGGAAGCUCGGCGGGUGGGAGAAGGAGAGAGGUGGAGAACCUGGCUGAACCGGAGCGGUGCUCCUCGCCAGGGAGCUCGAGGCUGCCGCUAACGAAGACGAGGAUGCCCCCGGUGGGCGGCGACGGCUGGCAGUCCACCGUCGAGACGCGGUGGCGGUACCGGUCAAAGGGCGGUGCCGCCGCAAGCCGCCGGGCGAUCGCCUCCGCGCCGAACUCCGGCUGGCCUUCGAAGGACAGCAGGGAGGUAGAAUCGUAGAGCCCGGCCAGCGACGGGCUGCUGGUGUCCAACAGGUGGUAAUAGUGUUCCACGAAGGCCAUCGCCACCGCCUCCCACCGCCGCUCCUCCGCCGCAGCAACGUCCAUCCCUCCGCCGCCGCCACCGCCGCCGCCGCCGCCCGCCGCCCGCCGCCGAUGGUGGUGCUUUUAUAGUGGACCGUUGCCGCCACCGCCGCGGCGAGAUUACGCAAGGAAUCCCACGGCCAUAAAGGGGACUCAUUAUUCUCCACCCGCCAGUGAGGGAAAAAAGACAAUUUUUUCGGCUUUGUGA